UCCAGCUAACGGCUUCCGGCAGCGGCGUCCCGGAGGGGUGGGGGGAGUCGGCGGAGGCGCGUCCGUGUCCUUUGACCCCCCCGGCGGCGACCCUCCCAGACCACCGGGCGGCCCUAGGAUGACGGGCUGCGGGGGCUCCGAGCUGGGGCCGAGGACGGGGGGUGAGGCCGUGGCGGCCCAAGGGCCACCUCCGGAACCCCGCGCCCCGGAGCCGGGCGCCCCGGUGCCCGAGCCGGGCCUGGACCUGAGCCUGACCGCCAGCCCGACCGCGCCGCCCGCGAGCCCCGAGGCGCCGAGGAGCGGCACCCCGCGUCGGCGGAAGGGGCGGGCGGGCCGGCGGGGCGGGGCGCGCCAGGGGCGGCAGGUCCGCUUCCACCUGGCGCCGGCCUCCGCGGACCGGCCCGAGGCCCCGAAGUCGGAGGAGCCCGGGGCGCCGCCGAGUAACCUGGGGGCGCCGGUGCCGCAGAGCAGCCUGGCCCUGGGCCUCGAGCUGGAGGCGGCCCGCGCCGCGGGGAGCCAGUUCGACGCGGCCAAGGCCGUGGAGGAGCAGCUGCGGAAGUCCUUCCAGACCCGCUGCGGCCUGGAGGAGAGCGUGGCCGAGGGGCUGAACGUCCCGCGCUCCCGCCGGCUCUUCCGGGACCUGGUGAGCCUGCGGGUGCCCGCCGAGGAGGUGCUGAACGCCGCGCUGCGGGAGAAACUGGCGCUCCUGCCGCCGCACGCCCGCGCCCCGCACCCCAAGGAGCCCCCCGGGCCAGGGCCGGACAUGACCAUCCUCUGUGACCCCGACACAUUGUUUUACGAGUCCCCGCACUUGACCCUGGACGCCUUGCCCCCCCUCCGGCUGCAGCUUCGGCCUCGUCCGCCAGAAGACACCUUCCUCAUGCACCACACGCUGAGGCGUUGGGAAGCCUAGCCUGGCAGGACUGGCUGGCUUGCCUGUUGGAACUUUUUCAGAAUAAAGUGGUUUUGCUAAUAAA
Suncus etruscus (white-toothed pygmy shrew) is the source of this 977-nucleotide messenger RNA. RefSeq names its product protein phosphatase 1 regulatory subunit 35 (gene PPP1R35). The transcript has 3 exons. Gene Ontology annotation, biological process: negative regulation of phosphatase activity. The record is from RefSeq and is a predicted model, not a curated record. The coding region runs from base 119 to 913 and encodes 264 amino acids. Lineage: Eukaryota; Metazoa; Chordata; Mammalia; Eulipotyphla; Soricidae. Gene Ontology annotation, molecular function: phosphatase binding.